UCAAGUGAAGGCAAGAGGUAAAUGUUUGUUUUUAUCACACAGUUUUUUCUCUGAAAAACAACAUAAUAGUCGAAAAGAACCGAAAAUUCAAUAAUAGUUAUAUUACGUCGAGAGAUGACACCGUUCAGCAUUGAACAAGAAGAGCAGUAGUGUCGCGACGAUGUCUCUGUUCCCGGCUUACAGUCAGGAGGCCGCCUCCUCGAGCCCGUGCGAGGCUGAUGCCGGCGCUGCGAUGUGCUGGGCAGACUCAAGUCCGGCCGAGGGCGACGCCGCGAUGGUGCCCUGCGGCGAGGCCGAGCGCGAGCUGCUGGAGUCUAGCGACAGCGAGCCGGAGACGGCGUCCGUGCCCGCGCCGCGCGCCGAGCCCGAACCGGACUACUAUGUGGACCGGCGCUUCGACGGCGGCAAUCUGCGCGUCUCCACCAUCUACUACCCCGGCCGUCCGCAAUACAACAGCCCAGAGUUCCACCUGGCACUCGGUCUGAAGCGCACGGCGGCGGGGCACAGGAAGCGUACGCGUCGCUACUGGGAGGCGAAGGUCGACGGCAGGGGCGGGGGCGGGGGCGGGGGCGGGGAGGGCCCGCAGGCGGAGGGGGAGGGGGAGCGCGGCGCCGCGCUGCGCCGGGCGCUCGUUGAUAACCCAAGGGACGUGGAGCUGUGGCUGCAGUACAUCGACUAUCAGGAAUGGGUGCACGGCGCGGAGGCGGCGCGCGCGGCGAGCGAGGCGGCGGCGGCGCGCGCGCCCGACGCAUGCGCGCUGCGGGCGCGGCGGCUCGCGCUGCUGCGGCGCACCGAGGCCGCGCAGGACUACGUCACGAGGCUACGCGACGAGCUCGCGCAAGAGAAAGAUCCGUCCGUAUCGGCGGAGCUGUGGUGUCGCCUGGUGUCGGCGUUGGCGUGCGAGCCGAUGGCCGGAGUGUCGGGCGCCGGCGCCGCCGCCGCCGCCGCCGCGCGCGCCUGUCGCCGCCUGCCCGCCGCCUACCCCAACAUACUGUACACGUACGGCUCGGUGGUGCGCGCGGCCGGGCUGUGGGAGACGCUGGUGCUGCUGCUGGAGCUGGUGCUGGCCGCCGCGCCCGUCGCGCCCCCCGCCCCGCCCGCCCCCUUCCCCCCGCCCCGCGACCCGCGCCUAGAGCAGGCGGCCGAGCAGCGCCUGCAAGACUACGAGGACAAGGUGGCGAACAGCGGUCUCCCGUCCGGCGCGGUGUGGGCGCGGGUGGAGCGCGCGCGCGGCGCGGCGCACUGGCGGCCGACGCGCGCCGACGCCGACGCCGACGCCGACCCGCAACGCGCGCCGGCGUUGGCCGACGUCGCCGACCUCGUGCUGCCGUGCGCGGACCCCGCCGCACUGUUCUUGCUAUUGGUUAAUGCGUUACGUCUAGCGAAGGUUCCGUUGCUCCCCGGCGCACAAUACGUGCACUCGGCGGCGGGCGCGGGCGCGGGCGCGGGCGCGGGCGCCGACGAGUGGGACUGCGGGGAGGCGCUGCUGGCGCUAGCGAGCGCUACCCGGCGCGUGCCCGCCACGCACGCGGCACACACCGCGCCCGGCGCCGCCCGGGAGCUACUGAGGCUCGCCGUCGACCCGCCGCACUACUUCAGCGACGACUACGGGUACCGCAGUUGGGUGGAAGCGUUGUGGGAGGCGGCGCUGGCGGCGGCGACCGGCGACGGCGUGGUGGCGCUGCUGUGCUGGCGACUGCGGUGGCUGCUCUCGCAGCUGCUGCUGCUGCCCGAGUCGCCGGAGAGCGCGACGGAGGCGCGGCGCAUCCGCGACUCGGCGCAGGCGACCCUCAAGCGCUGGGGCGGCGCGCACGCGCUGGCGUUCGCGCUGUUCGCGCGCCUGGCGCACUGGGCGGCCGUGCGCGGCGGGGGCGGGGGCGCGGGCGGGGGCGGGGGCGGGGGCGGGGGCGGGAGGCAGGACGCCGGGCGCCGCGCCGCGACGGUCGCGCUGCGGGCCGCGCUGCAGGACGCCGCCGUGCCCACCGCACAUCUGCUGUACAUCGCCAGAAUCGUGGACGAGGUGCACGGCGGCGCGUGCGGCGUGCUGUCGGCGGCCGGCGCGCGCGCGCUCGCCAGCGCCGUGCUGCGCCGCGCGCUGCCCGCCGGGGACGUCGCCGACGCCGACGCCGACGCCGACGCCGACGCCGACGCCGACGCCGACCUGCUGCGGGAGGCCAGAGAGGAGUGCGACCGGCGCUGCGCGUCAAUCGAGGAGGAGCUGGCGACGUCGGAGUCGCCCCCCUCGCCCCCGGCCGCGCUCGGGUGCGGCGCGCGGCUGCUGCGCGCGCUGCUGCCCGCCGCCGCCGAGUGGGGCGCCGCGCGGGCGCUGCUCGCCGACCCGGCGCGCCGCCACAGCCUGCUGCAGCGGCUGCUGGUGAGACCAUGUUAGCCUGUGUCGCUGGCGACGUCGGAGUCGCCCCCCUCGCCCCCGGCCGCGCUCGGGUGCGGCGCGCGGCUGCUGCGCGCGCUGCUGCCCGCCGCCGCCGAGUGGGGCGCCGCGCGGGCGCUGCUCGCCGACCCGGCGCGCCGC
This is a messenger RNA of Cydia strobilella, 2530 nucleotides long. RefSeq lists its product as uncharacterized. Gene Ontology annotation, biological process: negative regulation of RNA catabolic process; regulatory ncRNA-mediated heterochromatin formation. Bases 161 to 2389 code for a protein of 742 amino acids. The transcript has 11 exons. Gene Ontology annotation, cellular component: catalytic step 2 spliceosome. Lineage: Eukaryota; Metazoa; Arthropoda; Insecta; Lepidoptera; Tortricidae. The record is from RefSeq and is a predicted model, not a curated record.